AUGCCGUUGCAGGAAAGUCCGUAUCCAAUCGUCGAUAUUGGAACAAACCUACUGGGAGUGGAGCAGCUGCAGCGUGCACGCGAGCUGAACGUGCAGCCCCUCAUCCUAACAGGCACCGACCUAGCGGGCAGUCGCAAGCGCGCAGAUUUGGUGCGCCGCCACCCAGGCACCCUGUACAGCACCGCCGGUAUCCACCCCCACCAGGCCAAGACUUUUUCGCCUGCUGUCUUGGAGGAACUGCGGCAACUGGCCCAGAUGCCGGGAGUGGUGGCCGUUGGUGAGACGGGCUUGGACUAUAACCGCAACUUUUCCAGCCCGGCCCAACAACGAGCCUCCUUCCGCGCCCACGUACAACUCGCGGCUGAGCUGGACCUCCCAUUAUUCUGCCAUGAGCGCGAGGCGCAUGCUGACUUUGUGGCAGUCCUGGACGAAUUCCCUCGCCUGCCCCCGGUCAUUGUACACUGCUUCACGGGUGAGCGACCCGAGCUACAUGAUUACGUGCAGCGCGGCUAUUACAUUGGCGUCACGGGGUACCUUGGCAUGCAACGCCGCGGAGCGGCCUUGCGUGAGUUUCUGGCGGCCGAGGUUCCUCUUGAACGCUUAAUGAUCGAGACGGACGCUCCCUACAUGGCCCCAGACGCGGCGCGACCACACAUUGGACGCAAUAACGCGCCCUUUACCCUCCCCUUGGUGCUGGACGUUGUGGCCCUGCUCUAUGGGAUGGAUCGAGCAGACACGGCCCGCCGUCUGACCCAGACCACUGUAGAGGUGUUUCGUCUGCAGGCCGUUCACCAGUCCUGA
Molecule: messenger RNA, 801 nt
Organism: Monosiga brevicollis MX1
Lineage: Eukaryota; Choanoflagellata; Craspedida; Salpingoecidae
Exons: 3
Coding region: 1-801 (266 amino acids)
Cellular component (GO): cytosol
Molecular function (GO): hydrolase activity, acting on ester bonds
Source: RefSeq, a predicted model, not a curated record